Molecule: messenger RNA, 1440 nt
Organism: Anopheles nili
Lineage: Eukaryota; Metazoa; Arthropoda; Insecta; Diptera; Culicidae
Gene: koko
Product: cyclin-Q
Exons: 5
Coding region: 318-1094 (258 amino acids)
Biological process (GO): regulation of transcription by RNA polymerase II
Cellular component (GO): nucleus
Molecular function (GO): cyclin-dependent protein serine/threonine kinase regulator activity
Source: RefSeq, a predicted model, not a curated record
UUGAUACUGCAAUUCAAACUGCUAACAGUAUAUAGUUUCAAAUUAGCUUAAAAGUGUAUUUAUGCCAGAAAAUAGCUGAAUAGUCAUUUGCAAGGUAUUAACUUUUAUCAAAAAUAGGAAAAGUACAUCCUACCUAGAGGCUAUAAGUUCCAUUCGAUCUCGUUUAUAAUUUGAUAUAAGUCUCUGUUAAUGAUUUCGACCUAAAGCCACAAAUCAGUAUUAGUGAAUGCCGGUUUGCCUUGAAUUAGAAAGUUGGUUUUAGUUUGUUUUGAGUUCUUCUUCGCCAUAACCUGUCUAAAUUUGCCAAGUCUGCAAAAAUGAUGCAGAUGAACAACAUUGAAAUAACCAGUGUUGCUGAUGAAUUGGCAACGAUCAACGAUCUUCAACGACCAGACUACAGAUCGCAUUCAAGUACGGAAAUGACUGCCAGAUUUAUUUUUGAAUGCGCUCAAAAACUCGAAAUGAAACCGCUUACUUCUGCUACUGCAGCAAUUUUGUUUCAUCGUUUUUUUAGAGAGUUAAACAGUAGCGAAUAUGACUCCUACGUAAUUGCCUGCUCGUGCCUGUACUUGGCCGGUAAAAUUAAAGACGAUAAGGUCAGAAAACGGGACGUGAUAAACGUGGCUCAUAACACCAUCAACAGAGGUGCGCCGCUUCUUGAACCCUGUGACGAGUACUGGUCUAUGUGGGAUUCGAUUGUCCAAGCCGAGCUGUUCAUUGCUCGUGUGCUGAAGUUCGACAUGACGAUCGUGCACCCGCACAAGUAUAUGCUACACUACAUGAAGUCCCUGCAAGAUUUGUUUGGGGCCAAGGAAUGGCACUCGAUGCCAGUUGCACGGGCUGCUGCUUCGUUCUUACAGGAUUUCCAUCAUAGUCCCAAGAUUUUACAGUUUAAGCCUGCCCAUAUUGCCAUAUGUUGCCUGGCGCUAGCUUUUCAAGUAUACGGUGUGCAGGUGCCAAUUACGGACGGAACGGAUGAAUCUCUUCAGUGGUAUAAUGUAUUCUGUGCUGACAUGACGCGCGAAACACACUGGGAAAUCAUGGAAAACAUUUUACAAGUGUACAACUUUGAAUCAUCAACUCCUGAGAAGUGAAUUAUUUACACCCUGAGUAAACUGAACGAAUUUCCUCGAUUAUCAUUUCUUCAUCGUCAUAAAAAAUAAGAACAGUAUAACCUUGUUGUACAACAAGAUAAAGAUAAUCCUGUCUCUUAUUUCAUCGUAUACUUUACGAAUACCUUUCAAUAUUAUUUUUUUCAUCCUCGUUCAUCAUUAUCAUUCAUACAAACUGCGCCAUUCAAAAGUUUCCAUCUUUUCGUGAUAAUACAGAAAACAACGGUGAUGUACUUGUAAGCUCAUUCAAGCAGCUGGAAGAGUUAGUUUCUAAGCUUUUUUGCAGAGUUUUAUUGAAUCUAAUAAAAUUGGCUUUAUUGUCAGCAAC